Dipodomys ordii (Ord's kangaroo rat) is the source of this 3169-nucleotide messenger RNA. RefSeq names its product outer dense fiber of sperm tails 2 (gene Odf2). The coding region runs from base 1 to 2478 and encodes 825 amino acids. The record is from RefSeq and is a predicted model, not a curated record. Lineage: Eukaryota; Metazoa; Chordata; Mammalia; Rodentia; Heteromyidae. The transcript is spliced from 18 exons. Gene Ontology annotation, cellular component: centrosome. Gene Ontology annotation, biological process: regulation of cilium assembly.
AUGGGCGAGCUGCCGACCGGGUGUCGGAAAAGGAGGCGGAAGCGGGGAGGAGCCGCCGCGGGAGCCGGACUGCAUCCGCCGCGGCGUCUCCAUGGCACGACCCUGGCCUCCGACUUCAACGACUUCAUAAGGAGACGUUUCUGGGCGCAGCCGUGCCGCUCUUGGUUUCCAUCGUGUGGGAAGAACGGAGUAACGAGUCUCACGCAGAAAAAGGUCUUGAGAACACCUUGUGGCGCACCCAGUGUAACUGUGACGAAGCGAACCAUGAAGGACCGCUCUUCAACUCCCCCCUUACAUGUUCAUGUGGAUGAGAACACCCCUGUCCACGUCCACAUUAAAAAACUCCCGAAACCAUCAGCGACCAACAGCCAGAAAUCUCAUAAGCGCGGAAUGAAAGGGGACACCGUGAACGUGCGGCGGAGUGUCCGGGUGAAAACCAAGGUACCUUGGAUGCCCCCUGGAAAGUCAUCUUCCCGGCAUGUGGGAUGCAAGUGGGAGAAUCCACCUCAUUGCCUGGAGAUCACACCACCAUCUUCGGAAAAGCUAGUCUCGGUGAUGCGGCUGAGUGACCUUUCCACAGAAGAUGACGACUCUGGUCACUGUAAAAUGAACCGUUAUGAUAAGAAGAUUGACAGUCUAAUGAACGCGGUUGGUUGUCUCAAAUCUGAGGUCAAGAUGCAGAAAGGUGAGCGCCAGAUGGCCAAAAGGUUCCUGGAGGAGCGGAAGGAGGAGCUGGAGGAGGUGGCCCACGAGCUAGCAGAGACGGAGCAUGAGAACACGGUGUUGAGGCACAAUAUCGAGCGCAUCAAGGAGGAAAAGGACUUCACCAUGCUUCAGAAGAAACACCUCCAGCAGGAGAAGGAGUGCCUCAUGUCCAAGCUGGUAGAGGCUGAAAUGGAUGGGGCUGCUGCUGCUAAACAAGUAAUGGCCUUGAAAGAUACCAUCGGCAAGUUAAAAACUGAGAAACAAAUGACCUGCACGGACAUCAACACCCUUACGAGGCAGAAGGAACUUCUCCUGCAGAAGUUGAGCACCUUUGAGGAGACCAAUCGUACCCUCCGAGACCUGCUGAGGGAACAACACUGCAAAGAGAACCUGGAGCGCAGUGGGAACCAGCAUAAGGCAGAAGUGGAAGCCAUCAUGGAGCAGCUCAAGGAACUGAAGCAAAAGGGAGACCGUGACAAAGAAACCUUGAAGAAGGCCAUCCGAGCCCAGAAAGAGCGAGCCGAGAAGAGCGAGGAGUAUGCCGAACAGCUACAUGUGCAACUCGCCGACAAGGAUCUUUAUGUUGCUGAAGCUCUAUCCACCCUGGAAUCCUGGAGGAGCCGUUACAACCAGGUUGUGAAAGACAAAGGAGACCUCGAGCUGGAAAUUAUUGUCCUAAAUGACCGGGUGACAGAUCUUGUAAACCAGCAACAGACCUUGGAGGAAAAGAUGAGGGAAGACCGGGAUAGCCUGGUGGAGAGACUGCACCGGCAGACCGCUGAAUAUUCUGCAUUCAAGCUUGAGAACGAGAGGCUGAAGGCUAGCUUCGCCCCAAUGGAGGACAAGCUCAACCAGGCCCACCUAGAGGUCCAGCAGCUGAAGGCGUCGGUGAAGAACUAUGAGGGGAUGAUUGACAACUAUAAGAGCCAGGUGAUGAAGACCAGAUUGGAAGCUGAUGAAGUGGCUGCCCAGCUCGAGCGCUGUGACAAAGAGAACAAGAUCCUUAAAGACGAAAUGAACAAAGAAAUUGAAGCGGCACGUCGGCAGUUCCAGUCCCAGCUGGCUGAUCUACAGCAGCUGCCUGACAUCCUCAAGAUCACGGAGGCUAAGCUGGCCGAGUGCCAAGACCAACUGCAGGGCUAUGAGAGGAAGAACAUCGACCUCACAGCCAUCAUAUCGGACCUGCGCAGCCGGAUCGAACAUCAGGGGGACAAGCUGGAGAUGGCGAGAGAGAAACAGCAGGCUUCCCAGAAGGAAAAUAAACAGCUGAGUCUGAAGGUGGAUGAACUGGAGAGGAAACUGGAGGCGACCAGUGCCCAGAAUGUCGAGUUCCUACAGGUGAUUGCCAAGAGGGAAGAGGCAAUCCAUCAGGCCCAGCUGCGGCUGGAGGAGAAAACCCGGGAGUGCGGGUCCUUGGCAAGGCAGCUGGAAAGUGCCAUUGAAGAUGCCAGGCGGCAGGUGGAGCAGACCAAGGAACAGGCAGUCACCAAGGAACGAGCAGCCCAGAGCAAAAUCCUGGAUCUUGAGACCCAGCUAAGCAGAACCAAAACUGAGCUUGGUCAGCUGCGGCGUACCCGAGAUGAUUCUGACCGCCGUUACCAGAGUCGUCUGCAGGACCUGAAAGACCGUCUGGAGCAGUCAGAGAGUACCAACCGCAGCAUGCAGAACUAUGUCCAGUUUCUCAAGUCCUCUUAUGCCAAUGUGUUUGGGGAGGGUCCCUAUACCUCCUACUUGACCAGUUCUCCCAUCCGCUCCCGGUCUCCACCUGUCUGAAGCUGUCUGUAGAGGGCUGGGAGUCCUGCCUGAUACCGGGGAGCUGAGAGCUGCCAAGCCAUAGUGGGAAAGCCACUUAGCUAUCCGCUUCCAAUGAUUUGGUGUGAUCAGGGCUUUGUUCUUGGCGACCAACUCUAGGAAAGUCCCUAGCAAGCAGGUAAAGAAGCGAAGAAGCACUUGGUUAUCUCUUCCCUGAUAGAAUUUUCUGAUGGAAGUUUAUAAUGACCUUGAGAAGCCUUAAGUUUACUAAAUUAGGAUACCAGAGUUUUAAUUCAUUCCAACUCUGUUUUUCCUUUCCUGAGAGAAUGUUCAGACAUUUUUUCCAGGCCACAUUUUUUGAGGAUGUCUUGAGUUUCUUCUGACCUGAACCAGCAGGAGCCCUCUUGCUUUUUGGAUUCGGUGUUUUUCCUGGUGCCAGUGGAACCUUCCAUACCUGAGUUUCCUUUGAGGUCAUGUGAGCCCAUAAGUACUUCAGAGUAGGCCCACAUGGGGGCUUGUGUCUGUCUCGCCUUACAAGUGUAAUCUAUAUUUGUUUCUCUUUGUAUGACUAGAAUGCAUUUCUUACUGAAAUGUUUUUGUGAUUUUACAAAAAGUUAUAAUUAUUUAAGGUUCUUUUAGAUGAUUUACCUAUCUUUUAAAAAAGUUGCUAAGUAAAAUGCUACAAAGAGAGUUAAUAAAUGCUUUCAAAAUA